This is a messenger RNA of Folsomia candida, 5134 nucleotides long. RefSeq names its product protein goliath. The transcript has 12 exons. Lineage: Eukaryota; Metazoa; Arthropoda; Collembola; Entomobryomorpha; Isotomidae. The coding region runs from base 2072 to 3718 and encodes 548 amino acids. The record is from RefSeq and is a predicted model, not a curated record.
ACCAACCAAAUCACUUAAUUCCUUUGUUUUGCUGGAAAGAAACUCGACUCGAAAGCAGUUGUUGUGUUUUUGGCUCGCCCAUCAUUACAUGCAUACGUACAACACAUAAUCUUACUGCAGCUUAAUUGGUUACGUAAAGAGACCAAGUUGAGGAGAAGGAGAAGAAGUUGUAACAAGUAUUUACAUACAUAUGUACAUACAUACACUGCAUUUAAUAACGUGAUCAACAGUCUGCAUGCCCAUUACAAAAUUCACACACAUCUUGGCUUUUUGCCUCCUGGACACCAAGUACUUUUGUGGUGUAUGCAUUUUUUAAAAUCUAAAAGUGAGCUUGCAAUGUAACAGUGACACGUGACAGAAAGAAGGAGAAAAACCUGUUAUUAGUUAUCGCAGUGUUUGUGCUAAAAUUUGAGAAAAGAGUUAAAUUCAUAUAAAAAUAUUUGAACAUUUUACUCAAACCGUAAAAAACACACGAAGACAACACGAGGAAACCGAAUUGAGGUUGCAGUGUCGUGUUGCUCCGGCAGAAUUUAGGUCUUCUUAAUAACAAGUAAUUGGUUAUUGAUGGCACUUUAGUUGAGCUUUAAUUGGAUGAUAAAUCCUCUGAAAUUCAUGGACCAAGAUCUGCUCAACAUUAGACGGCGCAGUUCUACUAAUAAAUAGCGUACGUACAAGUACAAUAACAAUGAUCAAAUUGCAAUUCAACAGUACACAUCCCUGCUCCAGCGUGUACACACGCACUGUGUUGUGAUCAUCAUAAAGGAACAACAUAAACAUUUAUAAAAAAGCAAACUGCAAACUCCGUACAUUCAAAAGCACGAGUAGGUAUUAGUACAUCUUCGUACUAAUAGAUAAUCCUUCCUGUUCCAAAUUUUGGCCUGAAAUUAGUGCAGCGUCACAGUUUUGUAUUUCCUCUUCCAUCCAUACAAUUACCAAUUGAAUGCGUCGUGCGUCGUUUCUCUUUUAAUUUCAUCAAUGCGUGAAAGUUAAUAAUAAAACGUGUUUAAUGUGCAUGUUUACAUGUAUUCAAUUCUGCUUGUUAGGUUGUGACAUUACAUGGACCCAGCCCGCAGUUGAUAAGAUGAUCUUUAACCCAGAAAUUUUUAACUGGGUGAUAAACUGAGCGAAAUUGGAAUAAACAAACAGACACAUGUCUGCCUGACUAGAUGCAAAUAUAAGCUUCCUCUUCUCCUAAGCCCACUAUACCGCAUCCCAUAAAGGGAGAAUCCCUGCGUUUUUGCAAAAAGUUCAAAUAGUUCAAACCAGAGUUGAAAAAUUGUGGGGCGAUAUAUAACACUAAACGCCACGCCCGUCAUCCCGAGAGGAAGCUUGCAACUUACUGUGCACAUAAAAAAAGUCCAGGCGCAGUAUCCACCCAUUUUGGUCACCAACGCCUGAACCAGCAACCAAGAAACAUAACGGACUUAGUUUCCUCUUUCUGGAACGAGUUCUGAAACCGUGGUCACCUGCGCAAGAAGAUUUUCAGGUAGUGCCAAUUUCAUUCCACUCGGGAUUUUCUUGCUGAAUACACACACACACAAGCUAAACCCCAACGACUACAGCUUCGAAACGGAGCGAAGCAUCAAACAAACAAAGUUCACAGUUUCGGAGCAACUCUUAUCCCCUUACUUGCUCAUCUUUCAAACUUAUGCGAUCAGUCCCAAGUUGACAAGCGGAUCAGCAUCACGAAGUCUCCUGAAGUCACGCCGUUGUCCUGAGAAUCUUUCACUCCGAAUCACUAUAAACUGAUUGAUAUUGAGUGGUGGUGUUACCCUCAGUUGUGAAAUCCCAGUGAUUCGAAGUUCAAAUUUUGAACUAUAACUAAGAGAAUAAACUUCAAGUAUUUCAAACAUACUCGAGCUCCCCAGUUCAAUCAAAUACCAUGAAAUUCUCCUCUCAACUUUUCCAAUAUUCGUAUCCAGUAAUUCUCAUCGGCAGCUCUGGGGAUUCCAUUGCUUGAGACGCCUGGCAAAUCAGAGACCAAAUAUCACCUGAAAUACAUAUAUCUGAAGUCAAGUAUUACUUCGUGUGACCUUCAUCAUUAAAUCCUUUAUCCGCGCCCAGUAUCAAGAUGGAAGUUACUCAAAAGAUAUUGAAAACAGUCAUUAUUUUGUUUAUGUUGCAACACGAUGUGGAAUCUGUUGUAGCGUCCGAGUGGUCGUUGGCAGGUCCGGCGGAUGAGUAUGUGAUGGCCGUGAUAAAUAUUACCUAUAUUAAUCCUUUAACUGGAAAGCAGAAGCACCCAGAGUAUCAAGGAGCUGAGAUCGGAAAGUUUGGAAUGGGGAAAGUCGGUCCGGCCGUUGGCACUGUGGUGCAUGUGAGAUCUAGACGGACUGCGGAUGGCAAAGUCAACCACUACGGAUGUGAGCCUUUAGAUGGUCCUUUUCCAGAUCGACCAUGGAUCGCUCUGAUAAAGAGGGGAAAUUGUAACUUUGACCGAAAAUUAGAAAAUGCUCAAGCUCGCAACGCUGUUGCAAUGCUUGUCUACGAUCUUGAGGAUAGAGACACAUUAGAGAAAAUGGGUUUGAGCAACUGCAGAAAUUGCAGUAUUCCUGGAGUUUUUACCUACAAGAGAAUUGGAGAGGAAAUCGCAAAUGUCAGUGACAGCGGAAUCCUGGUGGAGAUGAUUAUUACCGUCGGAGAAACCUGUACUCGUCCUUAUAGCGGUAUUAAUCGUACAUCCGUUCUCUUUGUGUCAAUCUCCUUCAUCGUUCUGAUGAUCAUUUCGCUCGCGUGGCUAGUCUUUUACUAUGUGCAACGGUUCCGAUAUUUGCAUGCGAAGGAUCGCCUCGCUCAACGCUUGUGCAAUGCGGCGAAGAAGGCUUUAGCGAAAAUUCCUACAAGAAACGUAAAACUCACGGACAAGGAAAUUGCUGGCGAGGCAGAAUGUUGUGCUGUGUGUAUUGAAUUUUACGCGUCUGGUGAUGUGCUAAGAACUCUUCCGUGCCGACAUGAAUUCCACAAAGGCUGUGUCGACCCUUGGUUGCUAGAACAUCGUACGUGUCCUAUGUGCAAGAUGGACAUUCUCAAAUAUUAUGGUUUUAUUUUCACGGGAAGUCAAGAAUCCAUUCUUCAUUUAGACCUUGAAGAUGGCAAUCUUAAUUCGUCGGAUUCUCGCGACACGGACACGCCAACUCAUAACCAUCAAACUCAUCAAGUUCGUUACGCCGAGCCGGCUGAUACUCGAAACAUGAGUGAUAAUCCACAGUCAUCAAACUCGUCGUGCCCUAGUCGUCAGCAGCAACAGAACCAAACAGGUGAUGCGGCUAUUAGAAAACCUUCCUUGAUUUCUUUGACGGUCGUAGCUACCGAGUGCGACGGACCAAUCUCCCCGAUCUCUGGGAAAAGCGGGUAUGCAUAUGACUGCAAAUGCAGAUGUUUGUGCGACAAAGCAACAUCCACAAGGCUUUCCGAUGUUCAGCACCCGGUAUGUUACGUUCAUGAAGAAGCUGAAAUCGAAAGCCACCACAGUUUGGAAGAUUCUUCUUCAGAAAUGAGUGGAGUAGCUGCUUCCCACCAACCCCUCAUUCACAGAGAAGACUCAGGUCUUGCUCAUCAAAUUAAUGCAAAUCCUCAUCACCAAGUCGAUUCAAACUACAAGUCUCUGUCAACAAACAGUGGGGAAGAAUUGCAUCAUCCAGACUUUAUUGCUGCCGACUCUCAAAAUUCUGCAAGCCCGGAUGAAAUGACCACCCCUCCUCCAACCGCUACGCCAUAGUACCUAAUUAAUCAGACGGCGAUACUCAUCAGUAGAGUUGAUUGAGUUAUCGACAUAACAAAAAAAUCCAAGUAUAUGCAUAGUUUAGUCACCACCUGUUAAUUAUUUUUCCCAGCUAGUUUUGUAAUUCGUGGUACAUGCUAUUUUAAAUUUUCUGUUAAAAGUUGUACACGCUACCUGAGAGUCGCUAGAAAAAGUCAUAAAUAUCUAAACUUUACAAAUCAUUAUUGAUUCACAAGUUUUAAAUACUAGAGCUUGAUGUUACACACGAAUUUUCGUUAAAUGAGUCAUUUUCGCUGUAAUAUAAAUGUUGUUAUCAUCAUAAUCAUAAUCAUUAUCAACGUAAUGUCUUAUAUAUCGUACAUAUAUAUUUAAAUAUUUAACGUAAAUUUAGAAAAGUCAAUUUUUACACGUACGCAAUUAACAAUAUUAAUUUCGUCGUAAAAAAAAUCAUUAUUUGUACAUAUGUAGUUGCUCGUCAACCUUAAAAUCAUCAAAUAUUGCUGUGAUGUUAAAUUUCAGAGUGAGGCUUCAUUCGCAGUGAAUAACAAAGUAUCCGCAACAUAACCCAUCUAAAUGUUUUAAGCAGCUAUUAUAUUAGUCAAUAUUAAUUAUGAUUUUCUCUCAAUAGAGUACUUAUUACAACAAAAGCAUACAUGUGUAGAGCACCUUUUCUCCCGUAAUUUCAAUCUUCAGUCUAAAUGUAGCCGUAGCGUGUAUCCGAAAUCCGAAUGGGUUUUUGUACUGUUUAACAACUUAAAAUCUUUUAGCAUUCCAAGAAAUGAAGGAACGCUAACCGAUUCAGUUUUACAAAUUUUGCAGUGAAACUUGCUCAAAUUCCGGAAGAUGCACACUGGAUACAGUACACGCAUGGAUCGUUUAUCAUUUUUAUUAUUACUACUACACUAUUGUUAUUAUUUCUCAAUUUUUUGUACGCUUAUUUUGUUAUUGAGUUGAUCUAACCUUUAAAAUAUCGAUAUAUUUUACUUUGUCUGCGAAUUAUUAUUUGCAAAUGCGCAUAUAUCUAAAUACUACAUUCCAGUUUUAUUAUUUUGCUACAGCCUUUUACAAUUUGUUCUGAAUGUGUUUGAUUUAAAAUUCAAAUUGAAACUGUCCAGCUUUUUCUCACCUAACUUAUAUGUGUGCCUAUCAGAGAUGUCUUUUAGAUUAUCGAAUCAAUAGCCUAUAUAUCUAUAUAUGUAUCUAUAUAUCAACAUAGCAAAUCGUGGCCAUAUUUAAAACUCUGUUAAUUCUCUUCAUGAUUAAAUGAGUGUUAUGCGAAAUGAAAAAAAAUGAUCAUUGGUUAUAUAUUUAUGAAAUGAUGUUGUUUAGCUAGUCAAGAUUGACAGUUGUGUAACUUUUACGUUAACUGUUUGCAAAUUACAAUGCAAAUAAAACCAUUUAUGGGACUCUUAA